AUGAUCCCUGAUAAUUGGAUAUCUCUUAUACAAGCAAAUUAUUUAGACGAAAUCAUAUCAAGAAAACCUUCUAACGAUACAGGUUCAAAAGCUACGAUCGCGAAACAUGUGUUGAAUGAAGAACGUAUGCCAAAGGAUAAUGAAACAAUAGAAAAACGUGCACAUAUGAAUGAUCAAGAAGGUACAAAAUUAGUUGAUAAGGUCCAUGAAGAUUCCACAAUGAAUCUAAAUCGUGAUUUAACAGUAACAUCGGGAACUAACGUUGAUAUGAAGAAAUACGAACUGGAUGUCAUUUUAAAUUGUAAACAAUUGGAUCUUUUUAAAUUAGAAGACUUAGUACAAGCUGGUGAAUUACAAUAUAUCAAUCAAACAUUGAAAGAUAUAUCAGAAACAUUGGUUGAUAAUUUUUAUUGCAAACAUCACACGUUUCCCGAAUUCAUUCAGGAGUGUGUAACACCAGUUAUGUAUCUAUUAAAACGAUUACAAAAUUUAGAUGAUUUUGUGAACACAUUGACAUUUAAAUAUCAACGAAUGCAACAAAAAAUAGAUCGUAAAUUAACGAAAACAACAAAUUUAAGUUUAAGGAUGUUAUUACAUGUUCUAUUUAUGAAUUCCGAUAUAUUUUUACGACGAAUCAUUAUGUCAUUAGUAAGUAAACGGAAUCCAGUGCCAAUCAUUUCACCAAAUAUUCAAAACUGGAAUCAAAACGAAACAUAUGAAUUUAUGCCUGCAAUUAUACAUGUAUGGAAUCAUACAAGACCAACAAUAUUAUCAUUUGGCAUUGGUCCGUGUCAAGGUAAAUCAACAUUAUUAAAUCAAUUAUUUCAAUCAACGUUUGAACAAAGUGUUGAAAGUAUUUAUUUUCAACAAACAAUCGAUAUUGAUUUUGGUUAUUGUUUUAAUCCUGAACGAAUAUUAAAUAUUGCUGAUACUCACGGCACGAUUGACAAAAAACUAUUGCGUAAAAUUGAGCGAUUAUUUGAUGGAUUUUUAAUACAGAUUGAUAAACAAUAUUUCGAUCAACAAUUACAAGUUGUAAUUGAAUAUAUGGAAGUUUUAUCUAAAGAAAAUUUUCAAAUGAUCAUCAUACGUGAUUCACCAAAUCAAAAUCUAGUAGAUCAUUCAUUAAAAAUCAGAAAUUUAGCCAAACAAUGUGAAUUAGAGUUAUCACAAAAAUUACAUAUAUAUCCAUUACGAAAUGUUUCAAAUACAAAUGAUCGAAAUAUUAAUUUCUCUAUUGAAGAUUUACGUGAAGAAAUACUAACAAAAAUACAAGAAGAAAUAAAAGUAACCAACGAUAAAGAUGAAGUAUUAGCAAAUUUACAAAAACUUGUGAAAAAAGAUUAUUUUGAGUAUUUAAAAACAAUGGAUAAAAUAAUUCAACCAUUGAAAAAGCGAUUAUUACAAAAAAAUGAAUAUCAAAGGGAACAGAAUUUUCCAUUGUAUUUGAAAUUUCGAGAAUUAUGUAAACUACGACAACAAUUAAAAAAAAUUGACUUUUAUGGUGCAGAAUGUGAAAAUAUGUUUGAAGUUAAUUCUCAAUUGUUUAAUUUAGAAAGUGACUUAGAUCCUAAUACAAAUAGAUCCUCACCAAUACAAUGUGGCUAUGUUUUUGACUCAUUUAUUGAAAUAUUAAAAUCAAAAAAUAUGUUGAUGAGUUUAGAUUUAUUAGCAUCUGAGUUGAAAUAUGAAUUGUCAAGUUUAGGAGGCGAUAAAUUAGCUGGUGAUUUAUCGAUUGAAAAUGCUUUUUUGUCAUUGGAAGUACUUUGGCGUAAUGCAAUUGUUUGCUCUAAUCAUACACCAAUUGAUACACAGAAUUUAAUACAAAAGUCUUAUCAUGAUUUUGUUGCAGCUGGUUUUCCAUUUGAAAUAAUUGAUGGUGAUAAUUUUCAUUUUCAACAUCAAUUUUUAACCAAAGUUUUGAGCCAAUUUAGCUCGCAACGGAUAUUAGUUAUUAGUAUUAUUGGUCCUCAAAACAGUGGUAAAAGUACAUUAUUAAAUUAUAUGUUUGGAACAUUAUUUGAUGUCAGAGAAGGACGUUGUACUCGAGGUAUUUAUGGUUCAUUUGUCAAAUUAGAUAAAUCAAAUCAAAUGAUUAAGAAUAUUUUGAAAAAAUCUAAACAAAAUGAAAACUCAGACAUUGAUUAUAUUAUGUUAAUAGAUACUGAAGGUCUUUUAUCAAUUGAAAAAGGUGAUAAAGAAUACGAUCGACGCUUAGUUUUAUUUUCUUUGGCUGUGUCACAUUUAGUCAUUGUUAAUAUGAUGGGAGAUAUUAAUGAAACAUUGAAAGAUAUGCUAACAUUAUGUGCAGAUUCAUUAAAACAAAUUGGUGUUAAUACUAUCAAUCAACCAAUCGUACAUUUUAUUUUAAAUCAAAAAGCUGAUCCAAAUUUAAAAAAUCAUAUGGAAGCUAUUGAAAAAAUAAUUGGAGAUUUGAAAGAAAAAAAAUUAGCUGAGGUUAUUGAUAUUAGUCCAAAAACAUUUCAUACAUUACCAUCAGCAUUUAAGAAAGAACGUGUAUCAACUGAUACAAAGAGUCCGUGUUUUAUACGUACAGAACCAGACUUUAUUGAACGUACACAGCAAUUAUGUGAGAAAAUCAUAGAAUCAGCCAAAUCAUGUUAUGGAAGAUCUGGUGACAUGUUCUCGGAUCCACCACGAUGGCUUAAAACAGCUGUAAAUAUAUUUGAUACAUUACAGAAAUUUCCAGAUUUAACAUAUUUUAAAGAUAUU
This is a messenger RNA of Rotaria sp. Silwood2, 2733 nucleotides long. NCBI's taxonomy places the organism in Eukaryota, Metazoa, Rotifera, Eurotatoria, Philodinida, Philodinidae. The record is from the annotation of a GenBank genome assembly.